ACUUCACACAGCUGUGGCCUUAUAAUCUCAACCCCAGUGAUUUCUAUAAACACAGCCUAAACCUUUCUCUUCUCUUCAUCCCAACAACUCUUUACUCUUCAAACAACUCUCUGUGUCCUUUAAACUCUUCCUUUGAUCAUUUUCCAACUCAAAAACUCAUAUAUCAUGGGUGUCUUCACAUACGAAACAGAGUUCACCUCUGUCAUCCCACCAGCCAAGUUGUUCAAGGCUGUCAUCCUCGACGCCGACAACCUCAUCCCCAAGCUUGCUCCAACAGCAGUGAAAGGUACCGAGAUCCUUGAAGGAGAUGGAGGAGCUGGAACCAUCAAGAAGGUCACCUUUGGUGAAGGAAGCCAAUAUGGGUAUGUGAAGCACAGGAUCGAUGGGAUUGACAAAGACAACUUUUCAUACAGUUACACUUUGAUUGAAGGAGAUGCCUUGUCUGACGUAAUCGAGAAGAUCGCUUAUGAUAUCAAGUUGGUGGCAUCCCCCAACGGAGGAUCCAUCGUCAAGACCAUCAGCCACUACCAUACCAAGGGAGAUGUUGAGAUCAAGGAAGAGGAAGUUAAGGCUGGCAAAGAGAAGGCUGCCGGUAUCUUCAAGGUUGUUGAAGGCUACCUCUUGGCCAACCCCGACGCCUACAACUAAAUCCAGACUUUUGUUUGUAUUUAUGUUUUUCAAGCUCUGUUAUCAGCUGAAGGUGUGGAUUUGAUGUUGUUGUUUCUGCCUAAAGAGUGAGGUAAAAAAAAAAGGGAAAGAAAAACUGCCCUGGCCUUGGUGUGUUAAAUGUUUGUUGUCCCAUAUAUUCCAGGUGGAUUGGGAUUGUAUUAUUUUCUACAAAAUAAUGAAAAUCAUAUGUUAAUAAAA
Messenger RNA from Prunus avium (sweet cherry), 867 nucleotides. RefSeq names its product major allergen Pru ar 1. Gene Ontology annotation, biological process: abscisic acid-activated signaling pathway; defense response. Lineage: Eukaryota; Viridiplantae; Streptophyta; Magnoliopsida; Rosales; Rosaceae. Gene Ontology annotation, cellular component: nucleus; cytoplasm. The record is from RefSeq and is a predicted model, not a curated record. Gene Ontology annotation, molecular function: protein phosphatase inhibitor activity; abscisic acid binding; signaling receptor activity.